Molecule: messenger RNA, 3231 nt
Organism: Dicrocoelium dendriticum
Lineage: Eukaryota; Metazoa; Platyhelminthes; Trematoda; Plagiorchiida; Dicrocoeliidae
Source: the annotation of a GenBank genome assembly
AUGGAUGCUACCACGUGUGCUGUGCUUUCGGCUUUCUCGUCUGUAUUAGGCCAAGAGGAAGGGGAUCGACGUUCGGCCGAGCGGAAUCUCACUGCUUUGGAAGUACUUGACUCUUUCCCUGGUAUCCUUAUCCGUCUGGUCGCCGAUGAAGAGGUGGCACUUGAAGUCCGCCAACUUGCUGGUAUCACUUUGCAACACUAUAUCACAAAGCACUGGGAUCCGACGGAUCGCGAAAACUUUAAAGAACCUGAGCCUUCCAGCGAGGUAAAGAACAACAUCCGGAGAACUCUCAUCCGCACACUCCACUCACGUGUUCGCCUGAUUCGUACUACUGCUGCGCACAUUAUUGCUACUAUUGUUCAGUUCGAUUGGCCAGAUGCAUGGCCUACUCUGUUCUCCGAACUCACCGAUCUGGUCGAUUCAGCGACUACGGGAGAUAAACUGGAGCUGGGAGAUCGCGAGGCCGCUAUUCACGGGGUUAUGCGAGUUCUGGUCGCAAUCAGUGGUGAAGUAUCCGACCUGGACAUUCCACAACUUGCACCAAUACUUUUACCUAGGUUGGUUCGAAUUUUAAGCCAUAAACAGCAAUUCGGUAACGCGACGAGAAGGAGCGUCAUCACGGUGCUUGAUACUCUCAUUACCCUCGUUCUCGGAGCACAUAAUGAGACCGCAAUGGAAGCGUGCAUCGGAUAUCACCUUAACCCAUGUUUGGAUCAGCUUUUGGUAGAUCUCGCAACAGCCACCCGUUCACCAGCGGAGUUGCCAUUUGAGUGCGAAUUGCUGCAGCUCGUUAACCUGUGCAUGGAACUUCCUUCUUUUGUCGAACAUCAACUAAAGGAAGUUCCAGGUCGACUCACUAGCACACUGGGGCUCAUUUUGGCUCGCGUUACUCAAACUUAUUUGGAGACCAAGGUUUCCCGCGCUUCAUGUGAUACAUCAGAUGGUGAUGUGGCGGACUCGGACGGCGAGUCCACCGAUUACGACCAUAUGGUUUACUCAGUGUUGGAAUUUUUGUCCCGCUGUAUAAGCGUCAAACAGUAUCGAUCUGAACUGGAAGCGUCACUUUCUGAUGUUUAUUUUCAACUUGCAUUGUUGCUUCAGCUACCAGAAAACUCGAUCCUUCGAUGGUCGACCAACACAGCUACCUUUCUGGAAGAAUCAGAGGAAGUUUUAGGUUGUUCCGUUCGUUUGUCGGUGCUGGAUUUGCUCAAGAAACUCACCGGAAACUUCCGCAAUUGGCGCGCUGCAUUUGGUUACGCACUGGGACGGCUGUUAUCAUUUGCUGAGAACUUGCACUCCAAGAAAGACCCCAACUGGUGGAAACAUUUGGAAGCUGCAUUUAGCUUAUGCGGAGGUCUUCCGUCCUACUUUCAACAGGAUGACCCUGUCAAUUCGAACGAUGGGAACUCUUCCAAUCAGCUGAGUACACUCUAUGCUCGCUAUUUAAUUCCCAGUUUGGAACAAUCAGAAUACCCUUUCCUACAAGUCGGCGCUCUUCAUUGUGUGACACAGUUGUCGAUGCACUUGAAUUUUCCGUCGUGUGAAUUUCAGCUCACUAGACUUCCAAUUUUGUUCGUUGACGCACUCGCCCAGUCUCGGCAUGCGGUUUUGCGCGUCAGUGCUGUAAAAGCUCUUGGCACUGUGAGCGGCCGCCUUCGUCGUUUCCUCACCGAUGCUGCACCGAGCGAACGAGCUUCGACUGUAAUUGUACAGCAUUUACCAACUCUCGUUGUCGGAGUGGUUGACUGUUUAUCCCAAUUCGGUGAUCCUAUUUUGGACGAUGGUCUAUACGCCUUGCAGGAUCUAUUACGCAUCGAUCCACAGGGCUUCACUUCAAGCAUACGGAGUCAAAUGAUCACAAUUCUAGUCAGUCUGUUUAGGAGCGUUUUCGAAGUCGCUUCCACCAUGCCAAUUUACCUGAGUGUUCUGCAAGCGCUUCAACAGUCAGGCGAUCGGUCCACAAACGAGGAGAUCGAGCGGAUGUUUUUGCAAACCUUACUAAAUCAUUUGGAGAAUCCUUGCUCGGAGUCACUGGCAACUGAGGCUUCCCUCCAACUACUCUGCGCACUUAUUCUUGGAUCAAGGCCCCACCUCAGCUCUGUGCUCAUUCAGCGGUUGUUUCCGGUUGUGGUGCACAUCGCAAUCACCAGCACAGACGCUACACUCAUUUCGGGAUGUUGCGAAUCCUUGCGUUGUUACUUGGCGGUGGAUGUCGAUGGCGUCCUCGAAUGGCAUGAUGACGAAGGUAAUAACGGGAUUAGAUACAUUCUUCACGUAGCAUCGCGACUUUUGGAUCCCGCUGGACCCGUUGAAUGGGGAACAGCUGCCGGCCGAUUGGUGUGUGCCAUAUUGCUCCGUGUGCAGCACGACCAGUUGGAUGAGAACAUGGAUCUUCUUUUGAGAGGCACCUUGGCACGUUUGUCCACCUUGCCAUUGAUAUCGAACUCGGGACGGACUCUGUAUUCUCUGGACGAUGGUGACUUCACCUCUUUUGAUUUGGAAUCUGGUAGUGUUGCUGGGGCUCGUCAAAGUUUGCUGUUCGUUUUCAUCGUGCUAUGUCGUUUGCAACCCGAAGCGGCCGUCAAUUUCCUCUCUCGUGUUCCCGACCUGAAUGGACAACCUGUCCUGGCAAAAGUGAUGCGUCUUUGGUGUGCCUGCCACCCAUUUUACUUUGCUUCUCAUGAAAUCUUGAUCAGCACACUGGCGUUAUCCAGUAUGCUCCUGUAUGCAAUCACGUCUAUGGACGCUCGGCUGAUGGGAAUCAAGGCAGAUGAUUCGGAUAUCGACGAAACUGACUCAUUUGUUGCGACACGGACUCGAAACAAACAAAAAUCCCGUCCGCGCAAGAUUCUACAAGUGCCUCUUCCGGUUAAAAUCUAUAAACUUCUCAUCAAAGAACUGGGCAAACAAACAGAGGAGGAGGAGGGGGACAAUCCAGACGACGUUGAGUCCGAGGAAGACAGCGAGGCGGAUUCACUUGAGGACGCCAACCACAGGCGGACAUUCGAACGUGGCCUUGGUCAUCAAUCCGAAGGGGACUCCCUAUAUGAGUUCGAUACGGAUGAUCCCAUCUAUUCCAACGACUCUACCUUGAAAAUAGAUAUCAAAGAACACCUUUGCAACCUGCUUCGCGAGAUGCAGCAGCAACCACUUUACAGCGAAUUCAGCCAAUACCACACAAAGGCAGAGUUAUCCGUUUUGCACAGAAGUGGAAUCAUUCAGCUCAGGUGA